GAAAAACACAUAGUAUGGCUUGGUACACAGAUCUGUGGCAAAGGUACUUUCUAAAAAGAAACCAGUUCUCUGUGCAAAGCUUCUCUAGCUCACCUGAUGUCCUGUAAACAUUCCAGAGGCAACAUUCUACCGUUAUAGAGGAAAGAAAGAGAAAACAGCUUCCUUCAGACUCAGGGUCAUGGGGGUCUCCCAGUCAAAACGGGGUGAAUACAGAACCCAUAAAAGCAGACUGAAUACGGAUGGAAACAGUGGGAACUUUGAGCAUGGCACCUACCAGGCAUCUGGGAGCCACAAAGGACUAAUUGAGCCCAAGAAACUGCCGAACCCAGUAAAGGAGUCUAAGCACCAUCGAGAGAUGCACCGGGAGUUGCUUUUCACUCAUAGGAAGGGGCUAUUUCCAGAACAUAAGCCUGAGCUUCAGAGAGUACUAGAAACCAGGAGACUCAAGCAGCUGAAGCAACAGGACGAAACACACACUCCCUUAAGAGACUUGGAAGAAGAGCUGAGAAAAAGACAGCAGAAACUUGACCAGUAUGAGCAAGAGCUGGUCCUGAAUGGGGAACAAGAUGGCAGGCCUGAAUUCAUCCUUGUCAAAGAAAGCCUCAAAAAGACUAAGCUGCCUCCAGAUACAGGCAUAAGCACCCCCACAGACUUAUUUGAGAACAUUUUUGUUUAAUUUUUUAAAACC
Sphaerodactylus townsendi is the source of this 688-nucleotide messenger RNA. Its product is annotated as protein FAM107B-like. The record is from RefSeq and is a predicted model, not a curated record. Bases 179 to 676 code for a protein of 165 amino acids. Lineage: Eukaryota; Metazoa; Chordata; Lepidosauria; Squamata; Sphaerodactylidae. The transcript has 6 exons.